Molecule: messenger RNA, 773 nt
Organism: Stomoxys calcitrans (stable fly)
Lineage: Eukaryota; Metazoa; Arthropoda; Insecta; Diptera; Muscidae
Product: sperm mitochondrial-associated cysteine-rich protein-like
Exons: 2
Coding region: 205-498 (97 amino acids)
Source: RefSeq, a predicted model, not a curated record
UCCUUAUUCAUUUUCUAAAUUUAAACUAGAACGUCACGUCAUUCCUCUUUCAUAAAACUUUUUGAAAAAUCUAUAAAAAAAAAUUCAAAAUUUUCCUUUCCAAAUCUUGACUAUUGUGAGCCAAAUCUUGUGGAACUUCUGUCCUAGUGUCCUUAAGAAUUUUUCAUAUUUUCUAGUUUGAUAAAAAAAAAAUUCCAUCUCAACAUGUGCGAUGCUUGCUGCGCUCCCUGUGGACCAUGCUGUGCAUGUGAACCAUGCUGUCCACCCUCUCAGCCCAAAUCGUGUCAGAGCCAUGAAUUGCGUGCUGGCAUCAUGUACAGCACUUGUGAUUGUUUUCGACGUAACGGCCUUCAGGAUAAAUGUCCUCGUGCUUUGUGUCAAGGUCGUUCAGCUUGUAUGUCUUUUCCCAAACCCAAUUGCUGUCCAUCUAAAUUUCCUUUGCGUUUUGCCAAUAUGACUAUGGGAGUAAGGAAACGCAGUGGUAACGCAUGCUCAUAAAAUUCAGAAUCUUAGCGAGGAUCAUGUGAUCGUUGAUGCGGAAUCUCGAAACAUGUGCAGUUCUAGCUACUUAAUUACCUCUUCCAAAGUGUUGUUUAACGCUGUGUAUGGGCAUUUUAUAGAUUCAACCAUAAAUGCAAGUAAAAUACCACCGACUCCAUUUAAGUAAAUUUUUUUCGAAGAAAUAAAUGAAUCACAAUCUAAGAAUAUAUCAACAUAUCAUUAAACGUGGAAAAAUAAAUGAAGAUUCUCUUACCGCCUGUGUCUGAAUAUAA